GGUGGCGACAAACCACUACUAAGGAUCACCUCUUCCGGAAGUGAUAGAAGCGCUGUCAUUGAGUCAACAUGGCGGCGUCGUUGGUCCGCUGUGUCCGUGCAGGUCUCGGCCGGAGUUGCAACAUUGCAAGGACAUCAAGUCUCCUGCUGCAGCAGUCCAGGUUGCAGAGCUCCACCAUUGAGACAAGCCCCACCAUCCGACCAAAAGAUGCAGUUGCCCACAACCAGCUUGCAGCAUUUGGAGAGUAUGUGGCUGAAAUAAUGCCCAAAUACAUCCAGCAAGUUCAGGUGACAUGUUACGAUGAGCUUGAGGUGAUGAUCCAUCCUGACGGUGUGGUCCCUGUGCUGACUUUCCUGAGGGACCACACCAACGCACAGUUCCGAAGCAUGAUCGAUCUGACCGCCGUCGACAUUCCUUCACGGCAGAACCGCUUUGAGAUUGUGUACAACCUGCUGUCGCUGCGCUAUAACUCUCGUAUUCGUGUGAAGACAUACACCGAUGAACUCACACCAUUGGACUCUGCAGUUCCUGUCCACAAAGCUGCCAACUGGUACGAGAGGGAGGUUUGGGACAUGUUUGGUGUGUUCUUUGCCAACCACCCCGACCUGAGGCGUAUUCUGACUGACUAUGGUUUUGAGGGUCAUCCCUUCAGGAAGGACUUCCCUCUGUCAGGAUAUAUUGAGGUGCGCUAUGACGACGAAUUGAAACGUGUGGUGGCGGAACCAGUGGAGCUGUCGCAGGAGUUCCGGAAGUUUGACCUGAACACACCGUGGGAGGUGUUCCCUGCUCACAGGGAGAACAAGGAGGCUCCGCCCACACUGGAAGCUGGAGACAAAGCCCCCGAGAAGAAGUGAUGUAACCCCUGUUCAUUAUAGUGCACACAAAGCAACCACUUGCGUGUUUGGCUUUUGGCUGUCCCUGGUUAAAAGUACAACAAUAUUCAUGUAAAUAAAAAACGUGUGUAAAAAGUUACCCAAAAA
Molecule: messenger RNA, 980 nt
Organism: Entelurus aequoreus (snake pipefish)
Lineage: Eukaryota; Metazoa; Chordata; Actinopteri; Syngnathiformes; Syngnathidae
Gene: ndufs3
Product: NADH:ubiquinone oxidoreductase core subunit S3
Exons: 7
Coding region: 69-854 (261 amino acids)
Molecular function (GO): NADH dehydrogenase (ubiquinone) activity
Source: RefSeq, a predicted model, not a curated record